This is a messenger RNA of Heterobasidion irregulare TC 32-1, 1323 nucleotides long. RefSeq names its product cyclopropane-fatty-acyl-phospholipid synthase. Gene Ontology annotation, biological process: lipid biosynthetic process. The annotation marks the transcript as partial. The transcript is spliced from 10 exons. NCBI's taxonomy places the organism in Eukaryota, Fungi, Basidiomycota, Agaricomycetes, Russulales, Bondarzewiaceae. The record is from RefSeq and is a predicted model, not a curated record.
GCCCGCUCUAGUGUAAAGUAUGCGCUCGAGAAAGGCAUCAAGAAGGGACGUUUGGAGAUCCACGACAACACUGGACUCACGUCCUACGGAGUCGACGGUGUUGGGGAGGAUGGAGUCCCCCCGGCGGCUUCGAUCCGUGUUCUCAAUGAAGACUUCUGGCUUCGUCUUUUCCUGUCAUAUGAUAUCGGAUUUGGCGAAGCCUACUUGGCGGGAGAUUUCAAGUCCCCCGACGUAAAGGCAGUUUUGAAUCUAUAUGUAGAUAACCUAGACACUCUUCGCGCCCUCGAGUCACCAGUCUAUAAGCUCAGUGCUUAUAUCAAUAUGUUUAUGAUGAGAUUCUUCAACCAUGGACUCUCAAAGGCGAUUGAGAACGCUGCCGGUUACGAAGCUUCGAAUGAUCUCUACAUGGCAUUUCUGAGCAAGGAGAUGCAGUACUCUGUACCUAUCUGGACUGACGCCGAGGGCGGUCCUCGUGGCGAUCUCGAGGGAAAACGCGUCUCUGGGGACCUUGAGACGGCGCAGGCACGCAAGAUCCAGCACAUUCUGACCAAGGCGCGACUUCGUCCAGGGGACAGACUGCUAGAGGUGGGAUCUGGGUGGGGUGGCGUUGCCAUCGCGUGUUGGGUGCAGGCAGCUAAGAUGGGAUGCACAGUUGACACUUUGACGCUUGCUACGGAGCAGAAGAAGUACAUUGAGCAAAAGAUAAAGGGUACGGAUCUGGAAAGCAGGAUCCACGUUCAUCUUCUAGAUUAUCGCAACAUGCCACGCGAGUGGGAAGGUAAAUUUGACGCAUUCUGUAGUCUGGAAAUGCUUGAGGUGGUAGGACGGACGUAUAUGCCGGUCUAUCUCCGUCAGAUCGACCGGGCGUUAAAAAAAGAGCGUUCAGCCGUCGUUUUGACUGGUGCUACAUACCCUGAGGCCGCGUACACCCCCUACCAGAAAAACGAUUUCAUCCGCAAGUAUCACUGGCCCAACGGCGUCUCUCCCAGUGCCACUUCUCUGGUCAAGGACUUUGAACAUGCUUGGGGCCGAAGCUUCUGCCUCGAGAGCGUUGAAGACUUCGGACCUAAUUAUCCGCGCUGUCUUCGGGAAUGGGCGAGACGGCUCAGAGAGAACUGGAACGAAGACCUCGAGAGGUCUCUGAGCGACAAGUAUCCUGAACUAUCGGAUAAAGCUAACAUGGAUGUAUUCCGUCGAAAGUGGGAGUACAUGUUCGUGUACAUGGAGGUUGGAUACGCCCGGGUCUGGGUCUCUAGCCAUUGCUGGACUCUUGUUCGGCCGGUAAGCAACUACCGUGUGGAUAUUAGCUCGUCAAGAUCCUGA